GCUUAGACAUCAUCAACACGGCCGUACGCUUUGGAACGGAGAUCACACACAGAGACACAGAGUGGUGUUGGUCUAGUGAAAGUAGUCAAUCCACUUCGUUUUUGGCCCCUGCGGGUGCUUCGCCGCGCAGCGAGUUGAGGUUUUAGUGAAGCUUUAGUGUGCAGCAUCCGGCCGGUGCUCAUCAAACGCUUCGUGAAGCUUAGCAGGGCACUUCUUCCCAAAACCGGUGGCGCGUGACUUCACUGUUCAAACCCUAACCUCCAAACCUCUUCUUACGGCGGAAGAAGAACGGAACUUCCACAAUGAGACUGUCCUGGAUGGCGGGUCCAUUGUGCGCCCAGCCAUGCAUCCUGCUCCUACUGCUGGUACUCAUCCAGACCCUUCAGUUCGCCGCAUCGUACGAUCCAACCGAUAAGGAGAUUGCAAACAUUAUCCCCCCGAAAGGAACGUUCGAAGCGUUCUACCCGCGCGAGAUGUACGGCGUGAAGAAUGGCAACUCACGACCGGCCCACGCGCACGGCAGCUUCUAUGCGCACCGCAACCCGGCCCUGGUGGACGUGCGCAAUGCUGCCGCCUACGGGUUCCGGUUCGAUGGCAAGCGUCGGUUUAACUUUGAUUAGCACCGGCUGGCACUAGUACGACUUUGAAAUGCUUCUUCUGUCUGUGUAUUUUCUCUCCUUACAAUAAAAUAAUGGCAAAGACA
Anopheles gambiae (African malaria mosquito) is the source of this 703-nucleotide messenger RNA. RefSeq lists its product as uncharacterized. The record is from RefSeq and is a predicted model, not a curated record. The coding region runs from base 303 to 620 and encodes 105 amino acids. The transcript has 2 exons. Lineage: Eukaryota; Metazoa; Arthropoda; Insecta; Diptera; Culicidae.